Messenger RNA from Erythranthe guttata (spotted monkey flower), 927 nucleotides. Lineage: Eukaryota; Viridiplantae; Streptophyta; Magnoliopsida; Lamiales; Phrymaceae. The record is from RefSeq and is a predicted model, not a curated record.
AUGACUUGUCUUGCAAGACAAGCAAAUGUUCCUCAACAUGCUGCUGAGGAUGCUGCUCCUUAUCAGGAUGAGGAAAUGCCUGAUUUUUCUGGGAUGUCAUCUGCAGAGCAUGUUGACAUUCCCACUGUUGAUGCUCAGGAUUUCACCACUACUGAAGAAACACCAUCAGCACCUCAGACAGACCCUCUGGAAUCACUGGCAGAAGCAGCAGUUCAAGCAGAUGCAUCUCCUCCCCAGGCUGAAGAACCAGAGCAAAGUGAUGACAGCUGGGAGGUUCCUCUAGCUACUUUUCGCAAAAACUUGCCCUCCUCUGAUUCAGAAAGUGAAUCUUCUGAAGAAUCUUCUCAGCAGAAAGAAGGUGUUGCCCCACCUGUUGCAUCACCUGAACCAGCAUAUGUCCCUGAUGAGCUUGAAGAUUCAGAAGAUGAUGACUCCUCAGAAGAAGAAGAACCAGACUUGGAUGGGAAGAAUUUGUCAACCCCUUUUGAGACUCACAGUGAUGAAUUGGAUUCCAUCCAAAAAUGUCUAUGUGGUCAAAAUAAUGUUGGUACUAAAGGUGUUGCUCCUCAUGUUGACAACACUUCUAACAUUCUUGUGUCUGUUCCUAGAGAUCUUCUGUUGCAACAGCUUACUCACUCUCUAGCUCAGCUUACCUACCACCAGUCCAUGGUGGAGAUGAUUCAAAAGGCUCUUUCUGAUAAAAAAGGGGGAGAAAGAGGUCAUGAAGCUGAAGCAGGAACAUCUCACCCAGGUCAUGAAGCUGAAGCAGGAACAUCUCACCCUUUGGAUGCUAGAGGCAGAGAGCAAGGAGUUAAUGAAGAGGAAGCAAAGAAUGAGGGUGAAGCUCAAGGAGCAAAAGAAAGCAGUGGAUCUAGUGAUGGAGGAGCAGCAGCUGAUACUGAGGAGACUUUGGAUAUUUUACUUUAG